Molecule: messenger RNA, 377 nt
Organism: Racocetra persica
Lineage: Eukaryota; Fungi; Glomeromycota; Glomeromycetes; Diversisporales; Gigasporaceae
Source: the annotation of a GenBank genome assembly
AAUCACCGAUUGUUAGACGCAUCCUUUUCUUGAGCAAUCCUACUGAAAACGAUAACUACGAUGCUAAGACAGUGUCGCAUUAUAUCAAACGACUUGAUAAAAUCAAACCUAGCGACAUGGAUGAAUAUAUUAUCGAUUUUCUUGCUGAUGAUCGGUUUAAUUGGCAACCGGAUCAGGAGAACCUACGUGGAAAAGUGGAGAAUUUUAGGAAUAAUCUAAUCAAGUUUAGCAAAUGGCAUAAUUAUAUUGAAGCAUACAUAAAAGUUGCAGAACCAGUUUUGCUACGCAAUGAGAACAUAGAACCUGAAAUAAAUUUUGAUGAAAGUGAAGUAAUUAAUGCGCUUGAUGAAUUUAUGUAUGAAGGCAACGAAGUAUAG